AUGGAUCCUAAAAGUGUAGGUGAUCUUCAAGCCUUGCUCAGCCUGUACAAACAGGACCCAACACUCCUGAGAGCAAAACAACUGAGUUUCAUAAGAGAUUCAUUGGAGAGUAUGGGGGACACCAUCGCAGGCUUCCAGGUAAUUGAGACCUUUCCUUUAAGAGUUGGUAAAGAAGAAGAUAAAUCACCAGAGCCACCUACAACGGAGGAGAGUGAUUUAGAGGUUGAUGAGGAUGGAGUUAUCAAACCAGAUGACGUUGAUCCCCAGGAAAUGGGGGAUGAAAAUGUGGAGGUGACAAAUGAUAUGAAAACCAAGGCUGAGCAGAAGAAGGAGGAGGCCUGUGCUGCCCUCGAGUCAGGAGAGAUGCAGAAUGCUAUUGACUUGAUUACAGAGGCCAUCAAGUUGAAUCCACAGUCCUCACUCUUGUACGCCAACCGAGCCAGCAUCUUUGUCAAAAUGCAGAAGCCCAAUGCUGCAAUUAGAGACUGCAACAAAGCCUCAGAGCUCAACCCAGAUGAUGCCCAGACCUACAAGUGGAGAGGGAAAGCACAUAUGCUUCUGGGCCACUGGGAGGAAGCAGCUGAGGACCUUGCUUUAGCCUGUACAUGGGAUUAUGAUGAAGACACCAAUGCCCUGCUAAAGGAAGUGCAACCCAGGGCCCUGAAGAUGACCGAACUACACAACAAAUAUAAAAGAAAGCAUAAUCUGAAAAAGAUCCAGGUGAUCCAGAAUACUCUAGACAGGAUCAAAAGUAUGCUGGAAGAACAAGAUAAAGCACAGAGGGAGGAAAAUAUCUGGCAGUGGAUGACUCGAAUCUAUCGGAGGUACUUGGACUUUUUUAUGGCCAUUAUGGAUCCAAGGAUUAUCCUGGCCUGGGUGGAUGUGACCUGGAACCCCGACAAUAUCGCUAAAUACCGGGAGAACCACAAGUUUAUGAAGUUCAUUGGUCAGGUUGAUUGA
Molecule: messenger RNA, 960 nt
Organism: Elgaria multicarinata webbii
Lineage: Eukaryota; Metazoa; Chordata; Lepidosauria; Squamata; Anguidae
Product: putative protein FAM10A4
Exons: 1
Coding region: 1-960 (319 amino acids)
Molecular function (GO): protein dimerization activity; Hsp70 protein binding
Source: RefSeq, a predicted model, not a curated record